UCACCGAAGACUCAUAAUUAAAGAUGGCGGAAUGUACGAAAUUUUCGUAACUGUGAGGUUUUCGUUUAUUUUCUGGGAACUUUGAAAAAUGGGCUUGCCAAAUCUAACCGCAGAGGAGGAGUACCUUCUUAGAAAGUUCGCUUUGUUGAAGAAAAGGAAAAAGGCAUUGCAAAAGUCCAAAGAAAAAGUCGAAAAUCCCAGUAGUAUCAAGCCGGGUACGAAGCGUGAUGCUCCAGCAGAAAUUAGCCAUGCUCCACAGGAUGCAAAAGAGAUUGCCAAGAAACUGAUUGCCUCAGGGGAGGUGAAGAUUAAAAAAGAUCCUGUCCAUAGGGAGUUCAAAAGGGCCAAAGGAGGAGAAAGAAGACAGAAGGAUUUCUUACAGCAACCAACAUUCAACAGGAAUGAGCAGCAGGCACGUGCUAUAGCGAUGAAGAGUUUAUAUGAAAGUAGCUUUGUACCCUCUUCUACCUCACAGAACAGGCGCUUCUCAGGAGGGCAAGGGUCAGAUAGAAGAAGUUGGUCUGAUGAUCAAUCAAGAAAGGGUAACACUAUCUUUGUCAAAGGAUAUGGAUUAACAGAAAAAAUCCUCCAGGAAGACUUCACUAAAUUUGGUAAGGUUCAAAAUGUCAACUUUGAGAGAGAAAAGAGCCAAGGUUUUGUUACACUAGACUCUUGUGAAGCAGCUGAAAAAGCGAUUGAUGAGAUGAAUGGUAUGAUGGUGUCUGGUGUGCAUAUCAAAGUAGCUCUUUCCUGGAGGCAACCCAACAUGGGUGACACACAAGGACAUCGAAGACCCGGUCUGGGAAGCAGAGAUUCAAGAGGACAUAGUUCAGGUUUGCAGUCGCGGGAAGCCAGGGAAAUUGUUUCAUACGACGAUCUAUAGCGUUAAAUUAAAUCUGUAGUUAUAUUUGAUAAAAGCAAUAGAUUUUCUACUUAUUUCUUCAUUGGCUAUUCAUAAAGAACCUUUAAAAUAUUAGUUCACCGAAAAGCAAAAACUUCAAAGAUUUGAUAGAGACAGCCUAAGCCCUCUUUCCUUAUCAUCGUCUUGUACGCCCCCAGUGGUUCGAAACAGUUCUCAAGCGACGAGGCCUUUUUCACUAUCAAGCUCUUAGCAGAGCAUCGGAACUGCUCUAGGGUACUCAGUCUUUUUCCUCGUCCCCAGAUCGUGACAGAGCAAAUACAACUCUCUUAAUUGGUUCAUUAGUUCACGCACCAAAUAGCGAAUUAGAAUACGACAUGUAAAUUAUAUAUUUAAUAAAAGAUUUAACAGAAGAGUAACUGAAA
Stylophora pistillata is the source of this 1284-nucleotide messenger RNA. RefSeq names its product negative elongation factor E. Gene Ontology annotation, biological process: negative regulation of transcription elongation by RNA polymerase II. Gene Ontology annotation, cellular component: NELF complex. Gene Ontology annotation, molecular function: RNA binding. The record is from RefSeq and is a predicted model, not a curated record. NCBI's taxonomy places the organism in Eukaryota, Metazoa, Cnidaria, Anthozoa, Scleractinia, Pocilloporidae.